Molecule: messenger RNA, 592 nt
Organism: Olea europaea var. sylvestris
Lineage: Eukaryota; Viridiplantae; Streptophyta; Magnoliopsida; Lamiales; Oleaceae
Product: heavy metal-associated isoprenylated plant protein 39
Exons: 3
Coding region: 102-431 (109 amino acids)
Molecular function (GO): metal ion binding
Source: RefSeq, a predicted model, not a curated record
AUUUCAAUUUUCCACAACCAAACCCCAAGAUAUAAGGUUACACAAACUCCUUCAAAAGUUUCCCCACCCUUUCAUUCUUCAUAAUUCCACUCAUCUCCUCAAUGGCUCAGAAGGUGGUGUUGAAGAUGUUGACGAUGACUGAUGAGAAAACAAAGCAAAAAGCCAUAGAAGCCGCAGCAGAUAUAUAUGGGGUGGAUUCAAUUGCUGCUGAUCUCAAGGAGCAAAAGCUGACAGUAAUAGGAGAAAUGGACGCAGUUGCAGUGAUGAAGAAAUUAAAGAAAGUGGGAAAGGUUGAUAUUUUGUCAGUUGGGCCAGCAAAGGAAGAAAAGAAAGAAGAGAAGAAGGAAGAAAAGAAAGAAGAAAAGAAGGAAGAGGACAAGAAACCAGAGGAAAAGAAACAAGAGGAUAAGAAACCAGAAGAAAAGAAAUAAACAGACACCUCACUCCACCUGUUGAGGUUUUUAAUUUUCAUAGAAUAAAACUCUUUUGAGACAUUCCCAGAGACGCAUAGCCAUCAAUGUGAAUUGAGGUUACUGUCAUGGAGUUAGAAGAAUUAUGGCUACUAAUAUUAUGAAUUUCUUCUUCUGGAUCA